AUGAGCAAAAAGGAGUCGCAUUCGACCUCCCAUGAGGAACAAUUCGAGAUAGCUAUUGUUGGCGGGGGCAUUUGUGGCUUGAUUUUAGCAAUUGGGCUGUUGAAGCGAAAUGUCAAAAUCACGAUUUAUGAACAGUCGCAAAGCUUUCGCGAAAUAGGAGCCGGUGUUGCCUUCACUGCCAAUGCGAUUCAAUGCAUGCGUUUAAUACAUCCAGGAAUAGUUGAUGCUUUGAAAACAGUUGCUACAUCUAACGGCAAUCCUGACGAUCCAAAUGACUAUCUCCAGUUUGCUGACGGAUUUAAUCAAAAGGAGGACGAAGAAUCGAAAAUCAUCUUCAAAUUGUACGCUGGCUACCGUGGCUUUGAAGGAUGUCAUCGUGCCCAUCUAUUGGACGAGCUUGUCAAAUUAGUUCCAGAUAACGUCGUCCGGUUCUGUAAGCGACUGGAUCAUUACGUCGACCCCGGGGAUGAAGGCAAACUGAAGUUGUACUUUGAAGAUGGUUCGACCGCAGAAGCAGACGCAGUCAUUGGGUGUGAUGGAAUCAAGUCCAAAGUGCGUCGCAUUUUGUUAGGGGAAGAAAAUCCGGCGUCAUAUCCAACAUAUAGUCACAAAUCUGCAUUUCGCGCCUUGAUUCCAAUGGAUAGGGCCGCUUCUGCAUUAGGCGACGAGUUAGCAAGGAAUCAACGCAUGCAUCUCGGACCAAGCGCCCAUUUAUUACACUUCCCAGUCGCUCACCAGAGCCUUUUGAACGUUGUUGCAUUCUUGGAUGAUUCAACCGAGCGAUCUUACUCAUCGAGGCUUUCGGAGCCGGGGAGCAAGCAAGAAGUUGUCCAGGCCUUUGCAAGUUGGGGACCCACCGUUCGCACAAUCACAAACCUUCUGGAUGACGAGAUGGAUAAAUGGUUCAUAUUCGAUACAAACGACCAUCCAGCUCCCAAAUAUGCAAGUGGUCGUGUCUGUAUCGCAGGUGAUGCAGCCCAUGCAGCUUCGCCACAUCAUGGUGCAGGUGCUGGAAUCGGAGUCGAAGAUGCGCUUGCGCUAUCAAGGUUGCUAGAGUUGGUCACAGAGUCGAUGGAAAAGGGUGGUCGUGCUUCAAAGCAAGAAGCUCUGACUGCGGCAUUUGCAGCUUUCGAUGCUGUUCGUCGUGAGCGCACGCAAUGGUUUGUGGGAAGUAGCCGGAUGAUAUGCAAUGUGUACGAAUUGAAUAACGCGGAAACAGGCAAUGAUAUGGAUAAGAUAUAUGAGGAGAUUAAAUGGCGAUCGCAUAAAAUAUGGCAUUUUGACAUUGAUGGAAUGCUACGACAGGUUGAGGAUCAGUACAAAGGCAAGUUGGAUGGCGAUAAUAUUCCAAAAAGCAUGCUGUAA
Molecule: messenger RNA, 1365 nt
Organism: Talaromyces proteolyticus
Lineage: Eukaryota; Fungi; Ascomycota; Eurotiomycetes; Eurotiales; Trichocomaceae
Product: salicylate 1-monooxygenase sala
Exons: 2
Coding region: 1-1365 (454 amino acids)
Biological process (GO): secondary metabolite biosynthetic process
Molecular function (GO): FAD binding
Source: RefSeq, a predicted model, not a curated record